AACCAACGUGGAGCCAAAAUGGGCAUCCGAGUGGCGGCCAAAGCCGUUGGCAUUGAUCAAGAUGCAAAAUCACGCCACCAUCCCGAUGAUUUAAAAGCGAGGGCUUUGGAGGCAAUCACGCCGCUGGAUCCCUUCUUUGAGGAAGACCCAACCGUCAAGGAGUGGCUCCUAGAGCAACGGCCAACACUGGCUGGGACGUUGAGAUACAUCACAAGUCUUUUCCCCUUUGUCCGGUGGAUAGGCCACUACAACUUACAAUGGCUCAUGGGGGAUGUCAUCGGCGGCAAGUAUUUUAGUAUCACGCUCGGGUUUGUUGUUGUCCCUCAAGCGAUGGCUUAUGCAAUCCUUGCCGGCCUUCGUCCAGAGUUUGGACUCUAUACCUCGUUCACCGGCGCCACACUUUACUGGCUGUUUGGCACAUCAAAAGACAUCGCCAUCGGAGCCACAGCUGUAGUGUCGCUGCUGGUGGGUAGAAUAAUAGAGACGGUGCGCGCUGAACACCCUCAGAUCGCCCCCGAGGAGGUGUCAAAGACUAUUGCGGCCUUGUCCGGAUGCUUUCUCUUGCUAUUUGGCAUGCUCAGGCUGGACUGGUUGAUCGAGUUCAUCCCACACGUCGCCAUUUCAGCCUUUGUCACUGGCGCGUCCAUCACCAUCACCAUCAGCCAGAUGCCCACUGUCUUGGGCAUUGCCGAAAAGAUAAACACCCGCGACGCUCCCUAUGCCGUAUUUGUCAAUACCUGCAAGGCUUUACCAAAGGCUACCGUAGGUGCUGCGGUUGGGCUCACGGCCAUCUUAAUCUUGCAUGCUAUCAAGUCGUUCUGUGCUCGGAUGGCCGUCAAGCAGAAGCACAAGGCAAAGAUGUGGGACACCAUCUCAUCCGUCAGAAUGACGUUUGUGAUCCUGCUCUACACGCUGAUCAGCUUCAUCGUCAAUCGGGGCCUAUCGCCACAGGAGGCCAAGUUCAAGAUACUUGGUCCUGUGCCAACAGGCUUCAAAGCCGCCGGCACCCCAUCUUUCAAUCCUGAUCUUGUCAAGCUUCUCGCACCUGAACUGCCUGCACUCUUAAUCAUCUUGAUCAUCGAGCACAUCGCCAUUGGCAAGUCUUUUGCUCGACUCAACAACUACACUGUUGUUCCAUCCCAGGAGAUCAUUUCUAUUGGCGCCGCAAACCUCCUGGGGCCAUUCCUUGGCGGCUACCCAGCUACCGGAUCCUUCACUGGUACUGCUGUCCUAAGUAAGGCUGGUGUUCGCACACCCCUUGCAGGAGUGUUCAACGGGUUGAUCCUCCUGCUGGCUCUUUAUGCCCUCACCUCCGUCUUUUAUUUCAUCCCUUCAGCGGCGCUGGCUGGCUUGAUUGUUCAUGCCGUGAGCAACUUGAUUACACCACCCGCCACGCUCAUCAAGUACUGGCAGCUCGCUCCUCUCGAUGUUUUUAUAUACUUUGUCGGGGUUUUCUUUGCAGUGUUCCUCAGCCUUGAAACUGGAAUCUACGCCACCGUGGGCUUGUCGUUUCUCAUUCUCCUGUUGCGCAUUGCCAGAUCUCAGGGGAGAUUUCUUGGCCGCGCGAGGAUGCAUGUUUUAUCAUCGCAUAGCGAUGAUGGUGGCCGCAGACACAGUGAGGCAUCUGAGCAUUGGGAGCAGAGACUUCCAUCUCAGAGCCCACAGCCGUCUGGCGGUCUGGGCAACGGCUGGGUGAACCACGGCCGCGAGGUCUUUCUGCCGCUUGAUCGCCGUGACGGCUCCAACCCAGCCGUGGAUGUCGGCUCUGUCUAUCCGGGCGUUUUCAUCUACAGGUUCACCGAGGGCUGUAACUACCUCAACCAAGCGCAGUGUGUCGAUCACAUCGUCGCCCAUGUUACUGCCCAUACCCGAAAGACAAACACGAACGAGUACAAGCGGCCAGGAGAUCGUCCAUGGAACGAGCCCGCAGUCAAGAAGACCAACCAACCGUCCGACUACCCCAAUGAAAAUAGUCUUCCCCUUCUCCGCGCCAUCAUCUGUGACUUCAGCACGGUGAACCAUGUCGAUAGCUCUGCAGUGGAGGGCUUGAUGGACAUGCGUGCACAGUUAGACCGCUGGGCAGCACCGGCCGCCGUCGAGUGGCAUCUGGCCGGCGUGCGCAGCCGCUGGACGCGCCGGGCGUUAGUUGCCGCCGGGUUCGGCUAUCCAAGCGCAGUGACCAGUGGCGGCUUCUGGAUACCCGGCUUCGACGUUGGCGCCACCACCUCGCCAGGAAACAUUGCGACCGUAGCGGCUGAGGUGCACAGGGAGCACCUAGUCAACCACGCCGGUAAGGACUGUGCCGACAUCGCAGACGCCAGAACCCGGGUCAACAGCCUUGAGGACCUGGGAGACUGCGAGCUUGGUUUGGGUGACCGUUUUUCAAGCAGCGGGACUGCUACCCCUGGAUCGGUGACGGGCCACCAACGGCAUGUAUGCAGCGAGGGGCAGGCUGGUGCGUGUGACGGGGCGUCUCGAGGCAAGUACGCACCUGUUUUUGGCAUCGACCGGCCCUUCUUCCAUGUUGAUCUGGUCUCUGCUGCGUCUAAUGCGGUAGAGAGUGCGAGGUGGAGAGACAAGAUUGGUGAGACGGGACAGUGCUGA
Messenger RNA from Pyricularia pennisetigena, 2604 nucleotides. RefSeq lists its product as uncharacterized. The coding region runs from base 19 to 2604 and encodes 861 amino acids. The record is from RefSeq and is a predicted model, not a curated record. Gene Ontology annotation, molecular function: sulfate transmembrane transporter activity. The transcript has 4 exons. Gene Ontology annotation, biological process: transmembrane transport. Lineage: Eukaryota; Fungi; Ascomycota; Sordariomycetes; Magnaporthales; Pyriculariaceae. Gene Ontology annotation, cellular component: membrane.